AUGACAGCCGCCGCAAGAGCAUCCGUCCAACAAGAAUCUCCGGUGGUUCCUCCUCCUCCAAGAUUCAUCCCACCUAGAAGAGUCGUCAGUCUUACUGAAGAGAAUCGAUUUUUAAUCAACUCAUUUCGCUCUGCCACCUCUACACCUCAAGAAACGGACACGUACACGUCUCUUAUUUGGAGACUACAAGAGACGUAUGUUAUUAACACGUGUCCCCUUUUGAGACUUUGCUCUCCUUCUUCCCCGACUUCGCUCUUCUUCAAUUUCUCCCAAUUCGCAGCGAGAGAGAGAGAUGGUGCCGCCGGCAACGGAGCGGAGAAACAAAUCAUCAGACCCGGGACCGGUCCCAAACGUGCUCCGGAUCAAACCGUCACCGUUCAGUGCACCGGAUUCGGGAAAGGUGGUGAUCUAUCCCAGCAGUUCUGGAGUACAAAGGACGCUGGGCAAAAGCCUUUCUCCUUCAUAGUCGGUAAAGGUGUUGUCAUCAAAGACGUUAUCGGAAUGCAAAUUGGAGAGGUUGCUCGCUUACGGGUAUGUAGACUGCUCUUCUCAUCAUGCAAACAUAUUUGAUUGCUUCAUGAAUUCUAUUAGCUUUGCGUCUAUCUUGAAAGCAUGUUGUCUCUAAGGUUUGUGGAAUGAAAGUGUAAUGAAAGCUGUUUCUUUUAUCA
Molecule: messenger RNA, 668 nt
Organism: Brassica napus (rape)
Lineage: Eukaryota; Viridiplantae; Streptophyta; Magnoliopsida; Brassicales; Brassicaceae
Exons: 5
Coding region: 1-570 (189 amino acids)
Molecular function (GO): peptidyl-prolyl cis-trans isomerase activity
Source: RefSeq, a predicted model, not a curated record